UGGGAAGCGGGAUUCGAGCGGACGGGGCCCGGGGUGGCGGGGGGUUUAUCCGAGCGGGCAGCCGAGGUCGCCCCGGGUUCGCGUGUCGGGGCUUGCCGCCCCCUUCGCCUCUCCUGCCCGCUUCCUGGCCUUCGCGACAUGGGGUUCCUCAAACUGAUCGAGAUCGAGAACUUCAAAUCCUACAAGGGGCGGCAAAUCAUCGGGCCCUUCCGGCGCUUCACGGCCAUCAUCGGGCCCAAUGGAUCUGGCAAGUCAAACCUCAUGGAUGCCAUCAGCUUUGUGCUUGGUGAAAAGACUAGUAACUUGAGAGUAAAGACUUUGAGAGACUUGAUUCAUGGAGCUCCUGUUGGGAAACCAGCCGCCAACCGGGCAUUUGUCAGCAUGGUCUACUCUGAAGAUGGUAUCGAAGAUCGCACCUUUGCAAGAGUCAUUGUGGUUCCAGGGUGCUGUGGAGUCCAUCGCAAUGAAGAAUCCCAAGGAACGCACGGCCCUCUUUGAAGAAAUCAGUCGCUCGGGUGAGCUGGCUCAGGAGUACGACAAGCGCAAGAAGGAGAUGGUCAAGGCAGAGGAAGACACCCAAUUCAAUUACCAUCGCAAGAAGAAUAUUGCUGCGGAGCGUAAGGAGGCCAAGCAGGAGAAAGAGGAGGCGGAUCGAUACCAGCGUCUAAAGGAUGAGGUUGUGCGAGCUCAAGUCCAGCUCCAACUCUUCAAGCUGUACCACAAUGAGGCUGAAAUUGAAAAGCUAAACAAGGAACUGGGAUCCAAGAACAAAGAGAUUGAUAAGGAUAAGAAGCGCAUGGACAAGGUGGAAGAUGAACUCAAGGACAGGAAGAAAGAGCUGGGCAAAGUCAUGAGGGAGCAACAACAAAUCGAAAAGGAGAUCAAGUAAAAAAAUACCAUCGUCUGAAGGAGGAGGCCAGCAAAAGGGCAGCCACCUUGGCACAGGAAUUGGAGAAGUUCAACCGUGAUCAGAAGGCAGAUCAAGACCGCCUGGAUCUAGAAGAGAGGAAGAAAGUAGAAACAGAGGCCAAGAUAAAGCAGAAGUUGCGAGAAAUUGAAGAAAACCAGAAGCGGAUUGAGAAGCUGGAGGAGUACAUUGCCACUAGCAAGCAGUCCUUGGAAGAGCAAAAGAAGCUGGAGGGAGAAUUGACAGAGGAAGUUGAACUGGCUAAACGCCGCAUUGAUGAAAUCAAUAAGGAGUUAAAUCAGGUGAUGGAACAGCUGGGGGAUGCCCGGAUCGACCGGCAGGAAAACAGUCGGCAGCAGCGCAAAGCAGAGAUUAUGGAAAGCAUCAAACGUCUCUACCCAGGCUCUGUGUACGGACGACUAAUCGACCUCUGCCAGCCCACCCAGAAAAAAUACCAGAUAGCUGUCACAAAGGUGCUGGGCAAGAAUAUGGACGCCAUCAUUGUUGAUUCAGAGAAAACUGGCCGGGACUGUAUCCAGUACAUCAAAGAGCAGCGAGGAGAGCCUGAGACCUUCCUGCCUCUUGAUUAUCUUGAGGUAGAAGAUGAAGUAUUUGAGGAAUUCUGCCGAGAAAUCGGAGUAAGAAAUAUCCGGGAGUUUGAGGAAGAGAAGGUGAAACGCCAGAACGAGAUUGCCAAAAAAAGGCUGGAAUUUGAAAAUCAAAAGACCCGCCUAGGCAUCCAGCUGGACUUUGAAAAGAACCAACUGAAAGAAGAUCAGGACAAAGUGCACAUGUGGGAGCAGACCGUCAAGAAAGAUGAAGCUGAGAUAGAAAAACUCAAGAAGGAGGAACAGCGGCAUAUGAAGAUCAUAGAUGAGACCAUGGCACAGCUGCAGGACCUGAAGAACCAGCACCUGGCCAAGAAAUCUGAGGUGAAUGAUAAGAACCAUGAGAUGGAGGAGAUUCGUAAGAAGCUGGGAGGAGCCAAUAAGUAAGUCUGACCUACGAGGGCAAGAUCUAAGCAGGAAGGUAGAGAUAUCUACCGUUGCCCCUGCUUCAUCUGGUGACUAAUUUCGGCCUAUGAUUUUAAUGAAUUGAAGAUGUCUUAUGUUUGGGAGGGAACUGUUAAAGAUGCAAAGGCAAGACUCACUCGGCGUUCUGUAUCAGGUAGCCCCAACACCAGCCUGAUGUUUCUGGGAAACCUAAUUAGAUGAUCACAAUUUCCCCCCCUUGUCCCAACAU
Molecule: messenger RNA, 2149 nt
Organism: Thamnophis sirtalis
Lineage: Eukaryota; Metazoa; Chordata; Lepidosauria; Squamata; Natricidae
Source: RefSeq, a predicted model, not a curated record